ACUGUUCCAUCCCUUCAACCUGCGCUGCUGACUGCACAUACCCACAGUACUGACGCGGCCCUCCCGGUCAGAAAUAGCCGUCAUUUCAGUCGCAAAAAAGCCCAAAACACAUGUAUUGCGCGGUUUACAAGCGCAGAAUAACCACGGCGUGAUCUUGUGUUAAAGGAGAGCGAGCACGCGCCGCACACACGGGCGCAGAUGUGAGGGAAUAUACCUGCAGACUCCAGCUGCCAGCCACACUGAUGACAGAGCAAGAGGGAAGUCAGUUAGCCAGCUAACGUUAACCACCCGCAGCCAAACCCGACUAACAGGCAGGUAAAUGAGCGGCGAUCUGGACGGCAAAACGACAACCUGCAACUGGAGAAUCUGAACGGAGCCGGUCGUGCACUACUGAGAGUGUUUCGCUGACUGCACAGCCAUGAAGAGGGUGACAUUGCGCUGUUCUGCCCGGCUUGUAAUCGCGGCUUUGUGGCUGUUGGUGGAAGUGUGUCGGGCUGAGAGCGGGGCCCAGAUCCUGGCUGAACGGGUCAUCUGGGCUGUGAACGCCGGCGGGGACACGCACACAGACGUGCACGGCAUUCAGUUUAAAAAAGAUCCACUGGAAGGAAAAGUAGGCAAAGCAUCAGACUAUGGUGUGCGUCUGCCUAUCCUGCGCUCCAGCCCAGAGGAUCAGAUUCUCUAUCAGACAGAGAGAUACAAUGAGGACACAUUCGGUUAUGAAGUGCCCAUCAGAGAAGAAGGAGACUACAUACUGGUCAUGAAAUAUGCUGAGGUUUACUUCGCUCAGUCUCAACAAAAGGUUUUUGACGUGCGUUUAAACGGCCAUGUUGUGGUGAAAGAUCUGGAUAUCUUUGACCGUGUGGGUCACAGCACAGCUCACGAUGAAAUAGUGCCAUUCUCCAUAAAAAGAGGAAAACUGAGUGUGCACGGCGAAGUAUCCACUUUUAAUGGGAAGCUCACUGUAGAGUUUGUUAAGGGUUACUAUGACAACCCCAAGAUAUGUGCUCUAUAUGUGAUGAAGGGCAAACUAGAGGAUGUGCCAAAACUGCAGCCUCAUCCUGGUCUAGAAAAGCGAGAGGAAGAGGAGGAAGAAGAAGAGGAGGGCGAGGGCCCAGAGGGCGAAAAGAAGAGCACCUCCACUGCUCCCAAAAACCCAGUUCGCUCCGGCCCACGAACCCCCAACCCCUACGCCACUGACAACAGCAGCCUGAUGUUCCCUAUACUAGUGGCUUUCGGGGUCUUCAUCCCAACCCUCUUCUGCCUCUGCCGCCUGUGAGGGAGAACAAGUGAACGUGAGGGCGGACGGGCGGAAGGAAGGACAUCAGGCUGUGGAGUGGUGGGGGGUUUGACGCACAGCCGUGGGACAGGCACAAAAACAGACUGACGUUAUAACAGAUAGACAGACAGACGGAGAGCAAAAGAUGAGCGAGAGACCUGCAGAAACAAGGAGGUUUCAGGUAUUGCUAGUUAUUGAAAGAGGAGACCCAGAAAAUGUAAGGAUUUGGAGGGAGAGUUCAUUUCGUGUGUGUGUUGUGCUUGUGUUUGUACACAUUUAAUAGCAGUUUUAGUUUGAGGAGAUCUGAGAGGUACCGAUUGAAAUGCACGCGCAUAAACACACACACACACAAGUUUGCGGCAGGAAUAACCUCUUUAUAAACCUGGUUUGUCUGGUCUGGCAGGUGAUUCUGAGGUUGAGAAACUCCUAGAUCACCUGAUAAAGUUAUUGGUUUGAAGCUUUUUAUUUUUGAUCAGCUGUGGUGUUGAUCUGCUGUUGCUGUUUGGUUUGUUUGAUUGUUUUAUAAUUAUUUUUGGCCUCCUUAUUGGAGGCAGAAAUGGUACGAGAGUUUUAAGGAGCUGUUUUGAUUUGAUUUAAUUUGGUUAAUGCACCUCAGCAGCAGGUUAUAAAGCAUUAUUAAAUUAGAAAUUCUCCCAAAAUAUGAAAAUCUGCUGGAAAUUGAUGUAAUCUUGGUGACAUUUUUUUCUUCUAAAAUGGAUAGUUCACUCCAAAAUUCUAAUUGUCAUCAUUUACUCACCCUUUGCUUGUUUCAAACCAGUUUGAGGCUUUUUUUUUGUUCAGUUGAACACAAAAGGAGAUAUUUUGAAGAAUGUUGGGAACCUGUAACCGUUGACUCUUGUUUUUGUUUUCUACUAUGAAAUUUAAUAGUAACAGUUUUCAAAAUCCUUCAAAAUAUCUUCUUUUGUGUUCAAUAGGAACAAGUAAAUGUUGAGUACAUGAUCACAGAAUAGUCAAUCCUGUUAAGUAGAACAUUAAAGGAGAUUUUAAGCUUUAUUAAAAGUAAAAGUCAAUAGCUAUCAGCACUUUGAGAGUAAAUAAAACAUACAGGUGAAAGAAAAUUAAUACAUGUGGCUCCUGACAGUAUGUUGAGCUCUUAUGAAGCAAAACUGAAUCUUUAAGGAUAAUUUUGUAGCUAAUCUUAUGUUGUUGUUUUUUUUGCACAGACUGACUCUUCAUAAGACUUCACAUGUAGUAUUAUUAGGAACCACAGGGAUUCCUUUUGUUUUGUCUUUAUUUUGUUUUGUAUUUUGAGUCUUAAAGUGCCAGCAGCAGUUGACUUUCAUUUUAGGAACCACAAAUAACCACAGUUUUAGUUAAAAGUCAUCUUUAAUGUUCUGCCGAAGAAAGAAAGUCGCCCACAACCUGUAAAUUAACAGCAGAUCUUCAUUUUUGGGGGUGAAUCUUUACUUUCCUCACUUUUUAUUUCCCUUAAACUCAUACAAGCGUCUAUCACACAUUUUCUGCAGCUUCAUUAUUUGUUGUUAUAAUUUAAAGUGUUAGUUCAGUUCAAAAUGUUAUCAUUUACUCACCCUCAGUUUGUUCCAAAUACUAUAUAUGUUUUAAUCUUUCCGGAACACAAGUAGUCGGAUAUUUAAAUUACAAUUUAGAGAUUUUGGUCGCAAGACUGAAGUCUAUUCACCCAAAAUAGAUACAAUAAUUUUAUAUGAUUUACAGAUUUGACUUAGACUUAUCUAAACUAGUGAAGUUUAUUCUUGUGCGAGUUUUUGUUAACGUGUUGAAUAUUUGCGUGAACAAUUUCAAGCACAGAAAUCUCAUAUUUCAUUAAAGAUAUCUUAUUUUGAGUUCCAAAUAUGAUCAAAAUCUUCUGGGUUGGGCACGACAUGAGCGAGUAAAUAUGACCUUUCAUUUUAAGUUGAACUAACUCUUCAAAUUUACCUGGUGACCUGCUUUCUCAUUCUUCGAUCGCAAUUUGUCAAUACCUUCAGCGUCACAAAGCAGACAUAAAUUAUUCUCUUUUCCCCAUUUAGUCUCUGAAUAACGCAAUGUCUGAAUAGCGUAUUUCUUUCUUUUGAAGAGUGUAUAAUUGCUGCCCUUUUUUAGGUGGGAACAUGAGAUUGUAACAAAGGGUCUUUUGGGUCCUGCAUUGGACUAAAGUGCUUUUUAUGGUGUCAAACACCCUCAAUUUCCCCAGUUUCAUGAUGUCUAGGAUAGUAAUUCAAGUACUGCAAUCGUGACGUCAAGAAUGGGAAUUGCUACUGGUUCCCUCAAGUUUCAAUUGAUGAGUGAAACAUGGUCUGUGCUUAACAUAACUUGACGAUACCUGGAUAUUUUGUUCUACAUCUGAACCACACACACUGACACUGCAAAUGUUUUGAUCUACUUGCAUAGUAGAAACACAUAUUGUUAAAAAUAAAAUUCUGUUGUUUGCUUUUGAGUGUGUGUAAUUCAGUUGUUAGAACAAAACAUCAAGUAUCGUCAAGUUAUUAAAUUACUCAUGAUUUCCCUAUGAGUUUUAAUGGAAGACCCCACUUUAUUUUGGAAAUGGACUCAUUUUAAAACUUCAUAGGUCAAAAAUGUAAACAGUUUUUGACAACUUUUCUAAUUAAAGCUUGAUUGUUCUGUGGUUACAUUGUCUACUAAGACCGAUGGAAAACGAAAGUUGAUAUUUAGGUCAAUAUGGCCAGCAACAAUACUUCAGCACCAUAUUGGCCUAGUCUCUUUACAUGAUGUAACUUAAGAAGAGUCAAACUUUUAAAUGUUUUUGAGAGAGAUGCUAAUGGUCUAAUCUGAUUCAAUGAUUUAUGCUAAGCUAAGCUAAAAAAUGGAUUCCAAAAUAGCAAAAAAGUGUUCCUUUACUUGGGAGCAGUGGUCAAUUUCUGGGGUUUGAGAUCACUGCUACAACACCCUGUUGGUUAAUGUGAAUAAUGGCGUCUUAAUUAACAUCGCAAAAGGGCUCGAUGAUUUAUUACACAGUAGAGAGAAGUAUAGAUGCUCACAAGUCAUUACAUUUUGUCACUUCGACUUUUUUUCUUUUGGCCAUUGUUGGUUUUCUCUUGAUUUUUACCAGUGCCACCAAAGAAACAUGGAUUUGCGUCAUUCUGAAAACCACCAUCGUGUUUGUGGUGUGAGAAUGAAAGAGAGAAAUAGUUCACUUUGUGAAAUGGUUGAGAAAUAGUUCAACAGACCCAUGCCCGCCAUACACUGUGAGGUAUGGAUGCAGAAGCAUGAAUUUUCUAUUCAAGAUGGCAAAUUUCAUUUGCAUUCUGCCUCGUCCAUCUUUUUCUCAGCAUGUUUUGGUUUACAACUGUUGUCUUGCUAUUGUUUUGCAGUACUUUUCCUCUGCAUCCUUUUUGUUUUGCUCCAGCAAGCCUGCCUUCAAAUGUGACUUGGUGUCGAGAGACAAUGCUAAAACAUUAGAUCAGAAUCUCAAAGUGCGAGUGCUGCCGUUUCACAGAGUUUCUUUCGUGAAAACUUAUAAAAAAUGCCUUCACCUUAUCAAAAGUUGGAUGAAAGCACAGGCUUUGCCUCUAUUUGCUUUUUGUUUGUUUUUUAAAAUGGAAAACAAUCAUAAAACAUAAGGCACCUUUUUUAUUCGUCAGAGUCCUGGAGUUUUUGUCGCCAAAGUUGUUUUCUUUUUCUUAAAAGCGUUCACACGGUGCAUGUGUAUAUAAGGUACUUGGUUUGUUGUGCCAUACGGUUAUUUUUCUUGCCGGAAUAUUAUUAUUGCUCCUUAUUUUGUCCAUAAUGGCUAUUGGGGUGUCUGGGUUUUUAUAUAUGUUACCUAGAUUGAACGGCGGCCUUGAGUUGUUUUAGUUUUAGAUGAUUACAGAUUUGACUUGAUUUGCAGCCACAUCGACACACUGACGAUUGUCAGAAAGAGGUUAAUUUACCGUGGGGUUUUUAUGUUGUAUAAUUUAAGCAAAUGGGUUGAAUAUUAAAAAUAUUAAAAGACUUUAUUUUCCAGAAAGUAGUUGUUUUUAUUUCCUCAGGAUCUUUUGGAUUGAUUACUUUUUUAUGAUGCGUGUUUUACUAUUGCACUUCCUGGUGUUGUUUUAAAAGCGUUUGUUUGUUUGUGCGAGUUUUUUUCCUUUUUAUUUUUAUUAUUUUGCUAUGCAUUGUGUACUUUUAAUUCCUUGUUGCCUUAAAUUUGAAUACAUCCUCAUGUGCUUUACCAUUUUGUGCUUUCUGUUCUUAUUUCUGUUGGUUGAUUUGUUGCAUGCUUUUUUUUCAUUGUUUUGCCAUCUGAAAAACAGUAAUGUUGUGUUUGAUUUGUCCUGCACAAAUGCGCAACAUCUUGGACAAUAGCCAAAGACCACACGGAGGCCUUUCAUUGUGCCCUCCUUCAUAAACUUGUAUUGCUUCAUGCCACACAAUCUGCUGCGUUUGCGAGGGAUGCAGUUUCUCUGUUAAUGUUAGUCAUGUUUAACUACCUGUCCCCUCUUGACCCUCCUCCCUCACAACUGAAGAGAACAUGGGACCUGAAAUAGUAUUGGAUCGGUUUCCUCCACACUGUCUUUACUGAAGGCUUCUGAAGUGGGAACUGCAUAUUAAUGCUGUUUCUUUUUAAUAAAUGUGCUAUUUUAUCUAA
Danio aesculapii is the source of this 5846-nucleotide messenger RNA. RefSeq names its product malectin (gene mlec). The record is from RefSeq and is a predicted model, not a curated record. Bases 419 to 1276 code for a protein of 285 amino acids. The transcript is spliced from 6 exons. Gene Ontology annotation, molecular function: carbohydrate binding. Gene Ontology annotation, cellular component: membrane. NCBI's taxonomy places the organism in Eukaryota, Metazoa, Chordata, Actinopteri, Cypriniformes, Danionidae.